CACGCACACAUACACGUGUACGUCAGUCCGUCCGGCAUGGUCGCAUGGUAAAUCUACGUUAGUGCUUUCUGGGAACGAGCAAGAGCAAAAAAAAGGGGAAGGCUGCCACAUAUAUAAAUAUCGGCAUCUGGCGGAAAGCAGAAAGCAAGGCAACCGAAACGCCGUGGCGCGCGGCACCCUCUCCCCCCCACCGGUCACCGGUCGUGCGGACGUGUAGGCCUCGUGCGCGUGUGUGUGUUUGCGAAAAGUGUGCGAAAAGAUGCUGCUGGCGACGGUGCGGCAGCUGGUACGGCGAGCCGGUGUGACGGCGUGGACGGUGCACCAGGGCGGCCGGUUGGCGGCGGCCCCACCACUGCCGGCAUUACUGCCGUCCACCGUGCAGACGCCGCUCGGCACCACCGAGACGGUGCGAUGGAAAUCGAAGCGACAGAAAAUUGAGCUGAAGCGCCGGCUGAAAGCCGAAGCGAAGGAAAAAGAAAAGCAGGAAAAGAGCGCGGCCGCGGCCCAGGCCGCCGAUGGCGGGCAGGUGGACAAGAAGCAGCCGGCCAAGGAGAACCUGGACGAGAUUUCGCCGAACGAGUACUUCAAGCUGCGCAGUGCGGCCGUCGCCGAGCUGAAGAAGAGCCCGGACACGCACCCGUACCCGCACAAGUUCAGCGUGACCGUCUCGCUCGGCGAGUUCAUCGAGCGGUACAGCGGGCUGCAGGACGGCGAAACGCUCGACGAUGUGACGGUGAGCGUGGCGGGCCGGGUGCACGCGAUCCGCGAGUCCGGCGUCAAGCUGAUCUUCUUCGACCUGCGCGGCGAGGGCCUGAAGCUGCAGGUGAUGGCGAACGCGAAGGCGUACGAGAGCGAGGAGCUGUUCUUCGAGGAGACGGCCCGGCUGCGGCGCGGCGACAUCAUCGGCGUGACCGGCGUGCCGGGCAAGACGAAGAAGGGCGAGCUGUCGGCGAUGGCGCGCCGCAUCAAGCUGCUGUCGCCGUGCCUGCACAUGCUGCCCCACCUGCACUACGGGCUGAAGGACAAGGAGACGCGGUUCCGGCAGCGCUACCUCGACCUGAUACUGAACAACAACGUGCGCAACAUCUUCGUGACGCGCGCGCUUAUUAUCAGCUACGUGCGCCGGUUCUUCGACAACCUCGGCUUCCUCGAGGUGGAGACGCCGAUGAUGAACAUGAUACCGGGCGGCGCGACGGCCAAACCGUUCAUCACGCACCACAACGACCUGAACAUGGAUCUGUUUCUGCGCAUCGCGCCCGAGCUGUACCUGAAGAUGCUGACGGUCGGCGGGCUCGACCGGGUGUACGAGAUCGGGCGCCAGUUCCGCAACGAGGGCAUCGACCUGACGCACAAUCCAGAGUUUACCACGUGCGAGUUCUACAUGGCGUACGCGGACUACAACGACAUCAUCGACAUCACGCAGCAGCUGCUCGCGGGCAUGGUGCACGCGAUCCACGGCUCGUACAAGGUCAAGUACCAUCCGGACGGGCCGGAGGGCGAGGAGUACGAGAUCGACUUUACGCCCCCGUUCCGGCGCAUCUCGAUGAUCAGCUCGCUGGAGGAGGCGCUGAAGGUAAAGUUCCCGGCGGCGGACCAGCUGCACACGCCCGAGGCGGUCCAGUUUCUGGACGCGCUGUGCGUCAAGCACGAGGUCGAAUGCAAGCCGCCGCGCACCGCCGCCCGCCUGCUCGACAAGCUGGUGGGCGAGUUCCUGGAGGAGACGUGCAUCAACCCGACGUUCAUCUGCGACCAUCCGCAGAUCAUGAGCCCGCUCGCGAAGUACCAUCGCAGCGCGACCGGCCUGACCGAGCGGUUCGAGCUGUUCGUGAUGCGCAAGGAGGUGUGCAACGCGUACACCGAGCUGAACGAUCCGGCGGUGCAGCGGGAGCGGUUCGAGCAGCAGGCCGCGGACAAGGCCGCCGGCGACGACGAGGCCCAGCUGGUGGACGAAAACUUCUGCACCGCGCUCGAGUACGGCCUGCCGCCGACCGGCGGCUGGGGCAUGGGCAUCGAUCGGCUCACCAUGUUCCUGACCGACUCGAACAACAUCAAGGAGGUGCUGCUCUUCCCGGCCAUGAAGCCGGACGACCCGAACCGCAAGCAUCCGGCGGCGGUUGGGGCUGGCGGCACCGAGCCGGGCAGCAGUGAGGCUUAGAGAAAGCGAGAGUGUGUGUGUGAGAGAGAGAGACGGGCAUUUCAUCGUGACGGAGCGGCGGCUGGCCGCUUCCAUUGAUUGUGUGUAUAGCGUUUGCUAAUCUUGCAGAAGUAAAACUGUCUAUCUAUAAACUUA
This is a messenger RNA of Anopheles arabiensis, 2290 nucleotides long. It is a transcript of the gene LysRS, whose product is annotated as lysine--tRNA ligase. Gene Ontology annotation, cellular component: cytoplasm; mitochondrion; cytosol. The record is from RefSeq and is a predicted model, not a curated record. Bases 260 to 2155 code for a protein of 631 amino acids. Gene Ontology annotation, molecular function: tRNA binding; ATP binding; lysine-tRNA ligase activity. Gene Ontology annotation, biological process: lysyl-tRNA aminoacylation. NCBI's taxonomy places the organism in Eukaryota, Metazoa, Arthropoda, Insecta, Diptera, Culicidae. The transcript is spliced from 3 exons.